UAUACACACACUCACCCACACAACUGUACAUGCAAACAUAUAGCCAGCUCAAUGCACAUACGCACGCGGAGCCAAGUACUAACCACCUGAAAUCUUUUUAGUUUGUUCCAGCGGGCCGUGGGGACGGGAAAUAGGGACAGCCUAAAAGGAGAAGCUACAGCUCUGAGCCUACUUCGGAGGGGGGUGGGGGGGACGGAUGGGGGAGGGGGGGAAUCCCCAGUGCGGACUUUUAUAACUGAGGUGGUUGAGUGUUUUAAUUAAGUCCCCUCCAUCACCAGCCCCCUCCCCUCCCCUCCGCAGCUCCCAGGCCUGAGAGAUAGACUUCGCCAGGGCGCGCGCGCACUCACUCACCCAGACGCGCACACACUCUCACAGACACGCUCCGAGAAGAGUCACCGAGAGACAAGCAGCUUUGGCGGCGCCGGCGCAGAGGUGGAGGGGAAACUUGGGUGAAGUUAGUUGUGGCAAGUCCCCGGCAAGGCAGCGCGAGAGAGUGAAAAAGGAGGGACUCGAAGCUUGGAUUCCUCCGGACUGGGCGCGGCGCCCUGCUCCAGAACAACUGCGGGAGUCCGGGAAUUGGCGGUGCUUCCAAGGCGAGGAGCAGCAGCAAAGAAAGAAAGCGUGAAACCCCAGUCUCCUGUUGGAAGUGGGACGCGGGGUCUUUCUGGGGGCAGGUAACCGAGGAGGUGAGAGAGUGAGAGUGGAACGGAAAGACCGACUCCCAACUUCUUACCCCCAGGGAGCGAAGCAACCUAGCCAGCAUGUCCGGAGAGAAAGCAAACAGCGGCGCCUUUCCCAAGGAAGAGAAUUUAAUGUGAGAUCCCGCCAAAGAGCGAUCCCCGUUCUCCUGGCCGAAGCUCUCUUCUAUCUUUCUUUCUCUUCCUCAUUCCCCCAUCCCAUCCCAUAGCCCGGAGACCGAAAGAGGUAGCAGCUGCCUCAGCUUUGAGCGGUGGGACUGAAAGCGGACAGCUCCCUCCACUUUCCAGCCUGCUGGCCCUGGGACUACUCAGGAUUUUAGGUUCCUUUUUACCCAUCCCCUGUGGUAGAAGAGGGCUGACCGUGACUAUUUUGUUUUUAUUUGUAUACUUAUUGCUGAGGUCUGCUUUGGAGUGGCAAGCCAAGACUUAACUGGGCUGCCCUUGACAUCCACCCACCCACACACACCGUGCCGCCUCCCACACCCAGCAUCCUCAUCGGCUGCUGUCAAAUGAGAAAGCCAACGAGAAAGACCCCAACACUUCUGAAGCAGAAAGCCCCCAUUUGGCAUUUUCCUAUUCUCAGCCGCGGUAAUAGCCACUGAACUUCGUGGAGAUUUCCAGGGCGCAACUUUCGUAGCUGAUUUUAAAGAAAGAAAAAAGAUUAAAGAGGGGUGAAAAAAAUCAGUGCCCAACGGCAGGCACCAGCGAAGAACGAAGAAAAACGACUAGCGAGAACAAAACGAAAGUUGCACCACCUCGAGGUGGGGGACUAUCUGAUAAAUUAUCACUCCUGGGAGGAUAUAUUCCAGACAGCUUGGUCCCGAGUCAGGGGGACCUCUGGGGCCGCGGAGCAGUGUCUCUGGUUUGGGAUCCCUCCUCCCCUUGCUUCUCCCCUCCUUCUCCUCCUGGACCCGGGAGCCACCGGGCCGAGAAGGUCAUCGAAGUUUCCCGCUGCUACAGCGCCUGGUCUGGUUUCACUCGAACAGCCAACAUUGAUUUUCUCCGGGCCGAGGGCGGAGGCGGCGGGGGCGAGGGACCCGGCGGCGGCAGCGGCAGCAGCCGGCAGUGCGGGGGGGCCGGCUGCGGGCUGCAGCCGCUGCAGGCGGAGAGCAUGUCCAAGCCGGUGGACCACGUCAAGCGGCCCAUGAACGCCUUCAUGGUGUGGUCCCGGGCCCAGCGGCGCAAAAUGGCCCAGGAGAACCCCAAGAUGCACAACUCAGAAAUUAGCAAGCGGCUGGGAGCGGAGUGGAAACUGCUCACGGAGUCGGAGAAGCGACCCUUCAUAGAUGAGGCGAAGCGCUUGCGGGCCAUGCACAUGAAGGAGCAUCCCGACUACAAGUACCGACCGCGCCGAAAGCCCAAGACCCUGCUCAAAAAGGACAAGUUCGCCUUCCCCGUGCCCUACGGCCUGGGUGGUGUGGGGGACCCGGAGCACCACGGGCUGAAGGCGGGGGGCGGGCUGCACGGGGGCGCCGGGGGUGGGUUAGUACCCGAGUCCUUGCUCGCCAACCCGGAGAAAGCCGCGGCCGCCGCGGCCGCAGCCGCCGCGCGCGUUUUCUUCCCUCAGUCUGCCGCAGCAGCUGCAGCGGCUGCGGCCGCCGCAGCCAGCAGCCCCUACUCUUUGCUGGACCUGGGCUCUAAAAUGGCAGAGAUCUCCUCGUCCUCCUCGGGGCUCCCCUAUGCGUCCUCGCUGGGCUACCCGACGGCCGGCGCCGGUGCCUUCCACGGGGCCGCAGCCGCAGCUGCAGCAGCCGCCGCCGCCGCCGGGGGGCACACGCACUCGCACCCUAGCCCCGGCAACCCGGGCUACAUGAUCCCGUGCAACUGCAGCGCCUGGCCAAGCCCGGGACUCCAGCCGCCUCUCGCCUACAUCCUGUUGCCUGGCAUGGGCAAACCUCAGCUGGACCCUUACCCUGCAGCCUACGCCGCGGCGUUAUGACCCAGCGCGGGGUGCAGCAGCAGCUACAAACGUGGAGGAACAUCAAUCUUGGGACCAACUGUCCAGAUUUUAAGAUUAACUUCUGAGUUUGAGAAGUCUGGAGGUCCUGGGCCUAGUGGACAGAGGACGAGUGCCCUGUGCUCACUCCAGUGUUCUUGAAGCAGAAGACCCCCAAUAAGAGGAUGAGUCCUUCAACCACCUUAUCAGAAGACAUCUACCAUGAAAAGAAAAGUGCAGAGCCAAGGUGAAAUGUAAAAUGGAUGUUUAUGAGUUCCUGUUUUCUAUUUGGUAUUUCUUUUGUGUGUAGAAAAUAAAUACCUAUCAAAUAUC
This is a messenger RNA of Monodelphis domestica (gray short-tailed opossum), 2967 nucleotides long. It is a transcript of the gene SOX21, whose product is annotated as SRY-box transcription factor 21. The record is from RefSeq and is a predicted model, not a curated record. Lineage: Eukaryota; Metazoa; Chordata; Mammalia; Didelphimorphia; Didelphidae. Gene Ontology annotation, biological process: positive regulation of transcription by RNA polymerase II; brain development; neuron differentiation. Gene Ontology annotation, molecular function: RNA polymerase II cis-regulatory region sequence-specific DNA binding; DNA-binding transcription activator activity, RNA polymerase II-specific. Gene Ontology annotation, cellular component: nucleus.